AUGGAGGAGCUCGCUGGCCUGGACCUGGUCUCCUCCCAGAAGGCGGACGAGAGAGUGGAGGAACUGCUAGAGGGGGAGGCGUCGAUCGCGGUUGGAGUGGAGAGGAACUUGGCGGAGACGUUGAGUCUGAAUGAGCUUAACGAGGUGAAUUGUUUUGCCGGGUGUGAGGCGCUCCAGGAGGAGGCUGAUGCUAUCAGAAGCCGGAGGUCUCAGCUGGAGGAGAGGGCCAAGAAGUGCACGGACGGGUCCAGGGUUUUCGCUGUGGAAGAGAAGGAGGUGGGGGACAUGAGCGCCUUGUUGGAGGCGAAGGUUAAAGCGUUGGCGUCGCAGAAAUGUCCGAUGAUUGGGAAGGUCGUAAGGUACAAGAACCUGUCCCUCAUACUCGAGGACCAAGUUCUUGCGAUGGAUAUAGAGCAUAAGGUUUCAUCAGUAUGGCAGAGGGAGAUGCUACAUGCAGUGGAGGAGAUGAAGAGAAGGGAGGGACUGCAUGUGAAGGAGAUCCUGAAACUCCAGACAGAGAAUAAGAAGCUCGAAUAUGCAAGAAUGAGGGCGGAGAUGGCGGUCACUUACUGGCAGAAGAAGUAUGCGGAGCUGGAGACACGGAGUUUGGGAAAUAUGGAUAUGAAACGCAACUUGGGCAUCAAAGUAGGAAGAAACAUACCCGAAAGGCCAGAUAUAGAUGAAUUCUGCAAAGAAACCAAGAGUCGUCAUCUUCCAAAGCUGAACUCUGAAGACGUGACUAGAGAAUCGGAAAGUGCAGUUCAGGCUGGGUUGGGAACUUCUUGUGCUGGUGGUGUCGUUGUGAUCACGGACAGUGAGGAUGAAAUGGAAAAACAGAAUUAUGAUUCUCGGAAAGGAAGUCAUCUUGAAAGGUUAUGUUCUCAUGGAGAUGAAGGGGGAGAAAGGUUCUCGAAUGAAUUGCCUAUGGCUCUGAAACUUGAUGUGACGAUGGGAUCUGCUGAUAGCACCCCUGGUGAAAAUUGGAUUUCUGCUUCAACACCAAAGAGAAGGCGCAUGUCAACAGUUGUUAUGAGCGACAGUGAGGAUGCAGAGGACGAGCCUAAAGAAAGGUUCUCAAAUGAAUUGCCUAGGGCUUUGAAACUUGAUGUGACGAUGGGUUCUGCUGAUAGCAGCCCUGGUGAAAAUCGGAUUUCAGCUUCAACACCAAAGAGAAAUCGCAUGUCAACAGUUGUUAUGAGCGACAGUGAGGAUGCAGAGAGUGAACCUAAAGUUCCAACAGAAGAGAUUAAGAAGAAGAAAAUCAAGGCCAUUGAAGAUUGUCAGAGUUCAUCAAGCAACUGUUCUCUUGCAGAUUAUUCGAAUGAAGAUGACCAGAAAGUGUUGAGAAUGCCUUCUAGGAGGCAUCUGAUUCCGUUAAGCCAACUUGGAGAAGUGAGAGGCAGAGGAAAACUAACCUAUUCAAGAGAUUCAGGUACCCCAAUGUUCUCAUCUGGAGUUCAGGAAAGUUCCUCUGUAAGGAACAAAGGAAAUGUUCGCCAGAGGCUGGAGUUUCCAACUGUCGAAGGUGCUAAAAGCCAUGAUGAAGAUGUCGAAUCCAGUGAAUCCGAAAGUGAGGGAGACAGCUUAGAAGAGUUUAUUGCAGAUGAGUCGAAUCCUUCAGAUGAGGAAGUCUGCGACAUGUCAUCCGAACAGGAAGUGAGUAGUGAUUCAUCCACUGAUCAUGUUUUUGCUAGGAUCCGUCGAGAAAAGAGUAGCAUGAAAUGGGAAUAUGAAGGAGACAUGCUGGCUUCCUUUGGAAAGGACCCUGUGAUCUGCAUGAAAGCUGUUUGUGCUCUUUACAGGCAGCAAACUCCUGAUGAGAAGUCAGUCAAAGGGACCCUGCUCACGAACAAUCGUGGCUUUAACAGAAUUGAUGCGAAAAGGUAAAGCCCAGAUCCACCUCUUCACAGUAGUCAUUGAGUUCAUCUUUUUGCCUUGUGAUUAUAUGCAUGAUCUAGUAACUUCAUCUCUUCCUUCUUAUAUCCUUUACGCCUUUUUACUUUUCUGGAGAUCGAUUGGAUAAAUGUAUUGAUAUGGUAAGUUAACUUGGUUUUUGGGGUGGAAAAAGUUUCUGGGAAAAUUGGAAACUGGGGGAUCUUGCUGUGAGCAAGAUGCACAGGAGAGGUUUUGUGUCCAAGGAACUGAAACCGAAGAGGAUCAUUGGUGCAUGUAAUAUGCAGAAAGAUGUGGGGGGAAGAACUCAGAUGUUUUAGUUGUGGGAGAGAAGAGAAAGGCGAAUGGAGAAGUGGAGAAAAAGAAGAAGGGAUCCACCGUUAAGAGUUCUUUCUUGCAUCAAACAAGUGUUCAAUUAUUUUCGAAUUUAUUGAAGAAACAGUCAUGCUCUAAAAAAAAUAUGAACAGUUAUACAUUAUCCAUCAGUGAAAACUGUUUGCAUCACAAACUUUGAUCUUCCUACAGAUCGAAAAUAAUCAUUCUUCUCCUGUAAAUGAUCAUCAUUCGUGCCUAUUGAAUAGCAUGUAAUCCUUCUGUACCUAAACCGGGGGGGUGUUUUAAUUGGUUCAAUCAAACUUCUAGACGGUUCCUUGGUUUUUUUUUUUUUUUUUUUCUUCAUCCCCAGAUCUCAUUUUCAGCCACCGCUUUGUACUAAUAAUCUGAUCCUGUUCCAGGGGUUCGUUUAUCGCAGAGUUCUUAACAGACGGUAAUUCUGUUGGCCCUCUCGUGAAAUCUGUCGACAACCUACGAGCGUAUGAUCCUGGGGGUAUCGAACACUGCUACAAGCUCGCCACCCACUACUCAAAGCAGCUGUUCAUGAUCUACCAGAGCGGAGAAGACCCCCACUUCCGUCCCGCAUAG
This is a messenger RNA of Spirodela intermedia, 2814 nucleotides long. NCBI's taxonomy places the organism in Eukaryota, Viridiplantae, Streptophyta, Magnoliopsida, Alismatales, Araceae. The record is from the annotation of a GenBank genome assembly.